AUGGAAAAUCAAUCAAAUGCAAAUCAAUGCUUACCUUCGUCAGAUGACAAAGAAAAAUCUGUAGCAAAUACGAGUUCGGCUUUGAAGGAUAUUUGUAAUAUCAAAAUGGAGUCUGAAUCAUAUCGAACGUAUUCGAACACAACAGAUUUAAAAUCUCUUACCAGUCGAAAGCGAUCUGUCGAUGAUGUCUGCGGUUCCGAAACUGAUGGAGAAAAUCAAAUCGAUAUUCCACACUUGAAAAGAUUAUGUGUGGAUCUACAAGCUCGAGUUGCUCGUUUAGAAACAACCUGGAUGCCAUCAGCAGAACAUAACGAGAUCGUCCAACAUACUCUGAAUGAUAUGCUCACAUGCGUUGAUCAUCGUAUUGCUGUUCCACACAACAACAACAACGACAUGGCGAAUGCAAUGCAAAUACUGAAUAUUAGCUCCAUUGAAAUGAUGAAACUAAACAAACGAACUGCUACAGGAACGGCUCGAUCAAUUAUUAAAUUCAAAGUUCCUGAUCCACCUGUUGAUUUUCGAUUACCAAAUGUUGAUAAGGAGAAUCGGUCUGAAGCUAGCACGAAGGCGCUAGCACGAACAAACGAUGUGUUAGCUAAAAACGUUUUUACUAACUGUUGUGAAUCUGAUUGUUUACAUGAAUUGUAUUGUAUUGCUGAAGGAAUGUGA
Adineta ricciae is the source of this 669-nucleotide messenger RNA. NCBI's taxonomy places the organism in Eukaryota, Metazoa, Rotifera, Eurotatoria, Adinetida, Adinetidae. The record is from the annotation of a GenBank genome assembly.